Molecule: messenger RNA, 4638 nt
Organism: Gadus morhua (Atlantic cod)
Lineage: Eukaryota; Metazoa; Chordata; Actinopteri; Gadiformes; Gadidae
Gene: arhgef18a
Product: rho/rac guanine nucleotide exchange factor (GEF) 18a
Exons: 19
Coding region: 502-3591 (1029 amino acids)
Biological process (GO): regulation of Rho protein signal transduction
Cellular component (GO): plasma membrane
Molecular function (GO): guanyl-nucleotide exchange factor activity
Source: RefSeq, a predicted model, not a curated record
GAAAAAAUAAUAAAUAAAGGUCCUGAGAUAUGCACUGAGGGAGGGGGAGGUACUGGGUUGAGAGUGACGCGAGUGAGCUCUAUAUAUAUAUAUAUAUGACGAGGAAACUGAACAUCAAAAUAAUCGUGUGUGUGUGUGUGUGUGUGUAGCAUCUACGUGUGUGUGUGUGUGUGCUGAUUGUCCAAGGUGGGAGGGAAUUAUACUUUACUUGUUUAUUUUAUAUGAAAAAUAAAAAUAUUCACUAAUUUAACACAGAAAUGCACAAAAACAACACCCAUGAGUGGAGAUAAUUAAACGUGUGAUAUUGUGCGACUUUCAUUCUCAUUCCUAUUAAGCCGGGCUUGUGUUUGUCUGUAAUCACGUAACCAUACGCUGACAUCCUAGUGUAAUCCAUGGCUUAGACAAGACCAAGCCUUCGCCCUACGAGUACCCUUCUUCAAAUAACUUCAAAGCUUUGAUUCUACAUCCGUCUCCCUUCCUGACAUCGCUCCUUCCUGAAUAAUGGAGUCCAGACAGGGGCUCAUGGACGAGUUGGAUUCCCUGAGGUCCAGGUUCCUCCAUGAGGACACCCUGUCCCUGGCCUCCUCCUCGACGGAGCUCAGCAACAUAGAAGAGAGCAAAUAUGCAUCGCUGCAGGGAGAGCUAGAGGCCGAUGCCCAGGACCUAGAGGGCGAUUCCUGGAGCCUCGAGGUGGACCAGGACUACCUCAAGCCCAUGAGCAAAGAGUCCAUCAAGAGGCAGGACGUCAUCUACGAGUUGAUCCAGACGGAGUCCCACCACGUGCGCACCCUGAAGAUCCUGCUGUGCGUGUACAGGAAGGAGCUGAUUGAGUCUGCGCUGGUGGACGAGGCCCGCCUGAAGCGCCUCUUCUACUGGCUGGACGGCCUGCUGGAGCUCCACACCGCCCUCCUCCAGGGCCUGAAGCAGCGCAGGCUGGAGAGCAUGGUGGAGGGCAGCCCCCGCAACUACCAGAUCAGGCAGCUGGCUGACAUACUCACCGCCCAGUUUUCAGGUGAGCUGGGCGAGAGAAUGAAAGACUUCUACGGAGCCUUCUGCUAUUAUCAUAGGGACGCGGUCACCUUCUACAAGGACCUGCUGCAGAGCAACAAGAAGUUUCAGGCCCAUAUGAGGAAAGUAGGCCAACUGUCAAUAGUGCGACGGCUUGGCAUUCCCGAGUGCUUCCUUCUGGUUACCCAACGCAUAACCAAAUACCCCGUGUUGGUGGAACGCAUCAUACAGAACACUGAGGAGACCGAGGAGCAGAGUGCCCUGGCGCACGCCCUGACCCAGAUCCGGGACUGCAUCUCCCACGUGGACGGCCAGGUGAGCGACUUCGAGAAUGCGGCCCGUCUGAGGGACAUCGCCCAGCGCCUGGAGCCCAAGUCCCAGUGCCUGCUCAAGGACGGACGCCCUUUCAGCCGGGAGGACCUGACGGAGGCCAGCCGCACCCUGCAGAACGAGGCCACCUUCACCAUCAAGGAGUCCUCCGGGAAACUCAAAGAGGUCCAGGCUCUUCUCCUUACCGAUGUUCUCAUCCUGCUGCAGGAGAAAGACCAGAAGCUGGCCUUUAAAACCAUGCAAGACAACAAGUCUCCGGUCAUCUCCCUGCAGAGUCUGAUAGUCAGGGAGGUGGCUCACGAGGAGAAGGCAAUGUUCCUCAUCUGUGCCUCCUCCGAGAAUUAUGUGAUGUACGAGAUCCACACCCGCUCCAAAGCAGAGCGCAACACCUGGAUGGCCCUUAUACGGCAAGCUGUGGAAAGCUGCCCAAUAUUAGAGGUCAAGAGUCAAGAGGAGGAGGAAGCCCGGUCUUCCAAGCUCAAAGAGUUCCAGGAGACGCUGGCCUGGAGGGACAUGCUGAUAGAGAAGAACCUGCAGGAGAAGCUCCAGAUCUUCGCCUUCUUCACUGAGAACCUCACGGGCGUGGAGACCCCCCAGAAGAGACUGCUGCUCCGGGGGGACGCCAGUGAUCUCCAGCAGGGGGAGACACUGAUCAUGGGAGCCAUCAAAGACGUGGAGGGCCUGCAGGACCUUCUGCUAGCCCGGAUCAGGGACCCAAACCAGGCUGCGGAUGAUAGCCAGGGGCCGCCCCUGCUUCUCCGCAGAGCCCAGACCUUCGGGGGUUUCGAGACCAGGCCCCCCGGCCAACCCGCCGAAGAUGCAGAGGGCGCCAGCGGGCAGGACGACCCCCUGGAGAACGGCCGUCUCUCCACCAGCUCGGACCCGGAACACCCGGACCCGGAGCGCUCUGACCCGGUGCACAAGGACCCGGUGCACAAGGACCUGGAGCGCCUCGAUCCGGAGCAGCGCCACACGGAACGCCACGAACCGGAGCACCACGACGGGGAAAACCACGACCACGACCUCGAUCCGGAGCACCGCGCAGAGAGCCGGGAGCUGUCUGCGGAUGACGAGACUCCGAUACUGUACCCGGACUCCCCCCGUUUGUCUGCUGCUGACCUGGAGCUCUUAAACCGGGUGCUCCAUCUCUCCAAUCGGCUCUACAGCUUGCAGGCCAUCAUCGCCCAGCAGGACAGCCGCGCCGACCUGCAGCAGCUGCGGUGUUUGACGGCGCCGGCCUCCUCGGGGGCGGCGGCGGGCGGCGCCGGGGGGUCGCGGCGCGACAGCAGCGGCCUGCUGCUGGAGCAGGAGCGGCAGCGCACCCUGGAGAAGCAGCGCGAGGAGCAGGCGGCCUUCCAGCGGCAGCAGGCGGCGCACCGGCAGGAGACGCAGCGCUGGGAGAAGGAGCGCGAGCGGCAGCGCGUGCACGCCCUGCAGCAGGAGGCGGAGCUGGCGGCCCGCGCCGAGGAGCACGUCCGGCACGACGGCCGGCUGGCGGCGGAGCGGGCGGAGCUGGAGGCCCAGCGUGCCGCCUACCAGGGGGACCUGGUGCGGCUGCGGGAGAGCGCGCAGAAGGUGGAGCGCGAGCGCCUGCUGCUGGAGACGCAGCAGCUGAAGCAGCAGAAGCAGAGCGACCAGUUCCUGCGGACGACCCAGUCGUUCAGCGUGGCCCAGAGGAGGGUCAGCCCCGAUCCCCACAUCCACCCCACCAACCACGUCCACAACCACGUCCACCAUCCCCACCACCACCGCGGCGGCGGCGGCGGCGGCGGCGGCGGCGGCGGGGAGGUGCCCCCGUUGGUGCCCCCGCGGAGGCACAGCAUGAGCCCCAAGCCGGUGGUGGUGGUGCCCCUGCAGCUGGUCAGCACCACCAACCAGCCCCACAAGGAGGGCGGCGUGCAGCAGCAGAUCCCCACCAAGCUGGCCGUGCUCAGCAAGGCCAAGAGCACCAAGAGCUCCAAGGGCCACCACCGGGGCUCCCACCAGCGGGCAGCGUCUAUUGACAUGAGUCAGGUGGUGCCCAUCAAGGUGACCGGGAAGGAGGGGGGCAGUCUGAGGGCCGUAAGUAAGACGAGCCCCAGCCCCCAGGUGAUCAACUCAGAUCGAUUCACCCGACCGACGCCCCCCAUCAACGUCAAGCCGUCCCCGUCGUUCAGCACUCACAUUAGGAGCCCCGACCCUCCGCCUCCACCCCCUCCACCCUUCCCCAAAGACUUGCUCAAGAAGGAGAAGAAGCGUGAGGUGUUCCUUUAGGAGGGGCGGAGCUCACUGACGUCCGGCCUCCGAUUGGCUAAGGGAUAUGUUCGUUAUGGAUGAUUGGAAUCAGCUGUUACAAAGACUCUGCCGCUGACUCGAAGGGAGUUACAUUUUAGGAAGAUAUUCUGGAAAAGAAAACGAGAUGUCUUAUGAUAUUAUUGAUGUUUUACAUUGUUUUUAGUUAAAAAAAUGAAGUUUGCACAAAGUCAAAUAUUUUAAGGCGUCCAUUUACCGACGGGAGAUUGUUUAUGCUUUUAAGGAUUCGUUCUUGUUCUUUUUACCAAAGACUUUGCCAGGGAAAAAGUUUCUAUGCAUUUUGGAAGCUGAAAUAAGCCUCUGCCAGUAACCUUUCAGCACUCGGUGGGAAACCUCAGCAGUUAUCCUCUUCUCAUAUGAAGACCAGACACAACAAGACAAUCUGGAGCGAGUACAUCCACCAUACCCUACUGCUUUUAAGUGCCAACCAACUGCUUUCAGAAGAAAUAUCCCUGCUCUUUUAUUCUGCACAACAGAAUGGCUUGUUCGUAAUGGAGUGUACCCUGCAUUGAAGGUUAUCAAAUGGGUUUAUGCCUUAUUUUGAGGAUCGAUUGUUGCCAAUUUUGUUGAAUUGUGUGUAAUCUUUUGGAUGGCUGUGCCCAGUCUAGACGAAAGCUGAACUGUCUCAAUUUUAGAUUGUUUUAGAAACAAAAAAAAGAAGCAAGUUAAAAUUGUCGCUUUUGUCUAUCGCAAGUUUAUUAGUGUUCCUCAAAAGGAUUCAGAAGUGACGGUGUAAGCUAUGUUUUACGUUCAGAAUGUGUCUUUCCUAUAGAGGUGUAGUGGUGAAAACAGGUGUAGCUCAUGAAGUUAAUUAUAGGUCUGUGCCCUUAAUUAAUGUCCUGAGAUACACCUGUGUCGGCCCCUACUAUUACACAUCUGUGAUGAAGUCUAUUGAUAUGAAGAUGAAUAAGAUGACCUUGGGAAAUGUUUUUCACCUAAAUAAUAGUAACAAUUUCCUGGCCAUUUCAUAUGCUGUAAAAUAAAAACAAACGCAUUUGAGUUAAUUUA